This is a messenger RNA of Penicillium vulpinum, 1650 nucleotides long. RefSeq lists its product as uncharacterized. Gene Ontology annotation, cellular component: chromatin. NCBI's taxonomy places the organism in Eukaryota, Fungi, Ascomycota, Eurotiomycetes, Eurotiales, Aspergillaceae. The coding region runs from base 1 to 1650 and encodes 549 amino acids. The record is from RefSeq and is a predicted model, not a curated record. The transcript has 4 exons. Gene Ontology annotation, biological process: regulation of transcription by RNA polymerase II; DNA-templated transcription. Gene Ontology annotation, molecular function: DNA-binding transcription factor activity, RNA polymerase II-specific; zinc ion binding; RNA polymerase II cis-regulatory region sequence-specific DNA binding.
AUGCACGCUGAAGACGGACAAGUCGCUAGCCCUCCUAGGCUUGAGCUGGAUGGCCAACCUUCACUCCUGGAAUUAGCACAGCCCACAUCGUCAGCUCACAUCAACUCGGUUCCCCCGCCAGAUAUAUCCCCGCCCCCACCCUCUCUCGACGAGUUAGAAACAACAUGGUGGCCGCUCGAUCUCUCCAUACCAUCGCUCAAUGCCAUUUGGGCCGGGAUUUGUCCUGAAAAUGAGAAUCUAGUUGUAAAAUUUGACUUCCUAACCAGUUUCACGAGCGCAAAUGGGUUUGCCAACUCUUUCCGCUGUGGAAGCCUAUUUCAACGACAGCAGAUCGCCGCGGUCGAGGGAAUUGAUUGGGAAAUUACACGAAAAGAGACAUAUGACUUCUUUGGUGCCUCUCAAGCCUCCGGUACGUCUAUGGCAGCAAUUGACACUGAAUCAUCGUCCAACAUGGAGAAUGUGCUACAAAAUACAUGGCGAUGGGAUCAGUUGUCGAACUUAGAGAAUUCACGGCUCCCGUCCGGACCGGGAAUUCCUUCCCUUUACGAUUGGGCACAUCACCCUCUGGCUUUGAAAACCCAAGAGAUAAUUGAUAGAGUGAAAGACAGUGUUCAAAACAAACCGAGAAACAGCUUCAUCGCUCUUGAAUGGUCGAACUUGGUUCAGAAUAUGUGUCUCAUCUUCUUCUCUCCUCCCAAUAUCUGCAAAUUUCUCCGAAUCUUCUGGUCCUCAUGGUACCCCAAUUGUCCUAUUAUUCACAGACCGACUUUUGACCCGCUAAGUGCCCCACCGUCUCUUCUCUCAUCCAUGGUUAUUAUUGGGGCCUGCCUAUCUCCGGAUAAAAGCGACAAUCAAAUUGCUAGAGCCUGGUUCAAUCCGAUAGAAGAGAUAGUGUUCAGUGAGCAGUGGCUCGAGGAAGACUUCACAACAUCAACUUGGGCUCGGAAUCUAGAUGGUGAAUCGAACCGCCUCCAAUCUCUUCAGGCGGCCUAUUUUGUCUGCCUGUUUCAAAAUUGGGAGGGCUCAGAUGUUAACAAGCGUCGAGUGAGACUCCAUCGAUAUAGCACGUUAAUCGCAAUUGCUCGAGACCUCGAACCUGCUUCAGUUAUUCACCGGGAUAUGUUGCUGCAAAGUGACGAACGAGUAUUUGAAUGGGAUCUUUUUAUUGAAACAGAGGAGAAAAUUCGCAUAUUGAGUUUUAUCUUUCUCCUUGAUGGGGAAUUUGUGAUUUUCAACAAUAUGCCGCCUAGAAUGGUCGUCGCCGAAUUAGCAAUGAGCAUCAAUUGCCCGGAUGAAUGCUUCCAAGCACUCACUGCGAAAGAGUGCCUCGCGGCCUUGACUACAUGGGCAGAAAAGGUUCCACGCCAUCAUCAGUACUCCAUUUCGUCAGUACUUGAAACAAUAUUUCAGCCAGAUCUACAUGUUGAGAAAAUGGAGCUUUUCGCUCACUUUGGAAACCUCAAUCUCUUCAUUAUAGUCACCGCUUUACAUACAUUGGUCUUCCAACUUCAAAACGCAAUGGCACCUUCAGAGGCGUUCCAAAGAAUUGAAAAUGCACUGCAAAACUGGAGAAAGGUCUGGGUUCACCGGGAGACUAUUCUUUGUCAUUCAGAUGACGCUUUUGAUAACAACUCUUUGCUUCAUAUGUGA